This is a messenger RNA of Papilio machaon (common yellow swallowtail), 1397 nucleotides long. RefSeq names its product general transcription factor IIH subunit 2 (gene Ssl1). Gene Ontology annotation, biological process: nucleotide-excision repair; regulation of transcription by RNA polymerase II; DNA-templated transcription. The coding region runs from base 129 to 1343 and encodes 404 amino acids. The transcript has 8 exons. Gene Ontology annotation, molecular function: zinc ion binding. Gene Ontology annotation, cellular component: transcription factor TFIIH holo complex; transcription factor TFIIH core complex. NCBI's taxonomy places the organism in Eukaryota, Metazoa, Arthropoda, Insecta, Lepidoptera, Papilionidae. The record is from RefSeq and is a predicted model, not a curated record.
UGUUUGGUUUGAGAUUGGGACGUACUGCAAAAUAAUUUAUUUGAAUAAGCAAUAAUUUAUAAAUCUAUGUGACUUUAUAGAUAGAAAUACAAAGAAAACCUAUACCAAUAAUAUAAAUAGUAAAGAUCAUGGCUGAUGAUGAGCAAGAUCCAAAAGAAUACAGAUGGGAAACAGGUUAUGAGAAAACUUGGGAGGCUAUUAAGGAAGACGAAGAUGGCUUGGUGGAGGGUCUUGUGGCGGAAUUCGCGCAGAAAGCUGCCCGCAAAUCUGCAGUGCCCAGAAAAGGCCCGGUACGACUGGGUAUGAUGAGGCAUUUACUUGUGGCGAUUGAUUGUUCGGAGGCUAUGAAUUGCCCUGAUCUCAAACCUAUACGAUUUCUGUGCACAUUGAAGCUUCUUGAAAAGUUUGUUGAAGAAUUCUUUGACCAAAAUCCAUUAAGUCAGUUAGGAAUAAUAGCAAUGAAGAAUAAAAGAGCCGAUAGAAUAACAGAACUAUCAGGAAACAUUAGGAAGCAUAUUAAAGCUGUGCAGAGCUUGUCAAAUUUGGCACUGGUGGGAGAACCAUCCUUACAAAACACACUGGAGUUAGCUGGCAGAAUCCUCAGGCCGUUGCCCGGCCAUGCCUCUAGGGAAUUACUUGUUUUGUUUGCAUCUCUCACCACAUGUGAUCCAGGAGACAUUGUACCUACUAUACAGGGUCUAAAAACAGAUGGAAUAAGAUGUUCAGUGAUAGGUUUGGCAGCUGAAGUAAGGAUAUGCAAAAAGUUGUGUCAAGACACUGGAGGGGAGUAUGGUGUUGUAUUAGAUGAUGUACACUAUCGUUCACUACUGUUAGAGCAUACGUCGCCACCUCCACGGGCGCGAGCGCUUGACGCAGGACUUGUCAAAAUGGGAUUUCCACACACACCUCCACCUAACACUCAGUCUGAUCCGAGUGGUAAUGCUGACCCACCGAUAACAGUUUGUAUGUGUCAUUUGGAAGAGGGGGAAGGUGUGGGCGGGGAGGGGCACCUUUGCCCGCAGUGCCGCAGUAAGUACUGCUCGCUGCCGGCACAGUGCCGCACCUGCGGACUCACACUCGCCUCUGCACCGCAUUUAGCCAGAUCUUAUCACCAUCUAUUCCCUGUGGAGCCAUAUGAAGAAUUGAUUAACGAAGGUCAAGCACAAUCUUGUUUUGCUUGUAUAAGAAGUUUCACCGAUCUUGAUAAACAGAUAUUCCGCUGCAAGCGCUGCAGUGAGUACUACUGCUGGGAGUGCGAGGGCGUGGUGGCGAGCUCACUACACGUGUGCCCCGGCUGCGCCUCCAGACCGCAUCUCUACCAGCGUUUGCCAGAACAGCGGUGACCACACUUCACCACAUUGACAACUCAUUAUGUUAAUAGAUAAAUAAAUAAUAUA